Molecule: messenger RNA, 555 nt
Organism: Penaeus indicus
Lineage: Eukaryota; Metazoa; Arthropoda; Malacostraca; Decapoda; Penaeidae
Exons: 3
Coding region: 1-555 (184 amino acids)
Molecular function (GO): catalytic activity
Source: RefSeq, a predicted model, not a curated record
AUGACUGGUAGAGGAAGAGCAUUGACGGAGCUGAUGCGGAGAAGGAAAGUGGACAUUAUGUGUGUGCAGGAAACUAGAUGGAGUGGCAAUAAGUUGAAAGAGUUGGGAGACGGACACAAGUUAAUCUAUGGAAGUGCAAAUUUGGACAAAAGAUAUGGUGUUGGAAUAAUAGUGUCGGGAAAAUUUAAGAGUGCAGUUGUGGAAACAGGUUACAUCGAUGAUGAAAAUGAUGAGUUUUGGACAACACUACAGGAUGAAUUUGAGAAGGUUGCUGAAGACGAAAGAUGUGUUAUCGGUGUAGACUUAAAUGAACAUGUUGGGAGAGGAUCCGAUGUUAUCAGUCGAGUGCACGGAGGGAUGUGUUAUGCGGAAUUUGUGAUACAUGCAGGAAAAGAGAUUCUAGGAGAAACUAGUGGAAAGAUCUGGAAAGAUAAAGAAACCUGGUGGUUCACUGAUGAAGUACAACGGGCAAUAACGGAGAAGAAAGAGGCUAAGAAGAAAUGGGAAAUCUCCCCAGCCGAGAGAGAUAAAGAAGAAUAUAAGACUAAAAAUUAA